AUGGUGGGUAUUAUUGCGCAACCCUGGUUUUCGAGUCACGCGUCCGCCUGUCGCAGUGCGUCCGCUUUGGUUGCGAUCUACAGAUCCCGCGUCGCGAUCUGGAGUCUGUGUGUGUGUGAAGGAGUGCGCGGACACUUGGUUUGGAGACGCGGUCGAUAUGCGAAACACGCUACGUUAAGAGGACAUGCGCGUACGGCUCGUGCGCGGAAUUAG
This is a messenger RNA of Ascochyta rabiei, 213 nucleotides long. RefSeq lists its product as uncharacterized. The transcript has a single exon. The record is from RefSeq and is a predicted model, not a curated record. Lineage: Eukaryota; Fungi; Ascomycota; Dothideomycetes; Pleosporales; Didymellaceae. Bases 1 to 213 code for a protein of 70 amino acids.